UAUCAUAAAACAGCGUCUCAGUCAUCAGGCAGUGAAUUCAGAACCAGCUCAUGGAGGAACUUUCUGUAGGAGCUUUUAGAGGGACGUCUGGUUCCCAUCACCACCACUGUGAGCAGCUCUGACUCUGGAAUGACUUAGGAAAUUUGGAACAUCGGUGGAUUGGUGGAAUUUCCCUUUCCGAAGUAAAGGUGCCAGCUGGUCCUUGGCCUGGACGUGCAGUUCUAGGAAACAAACUUUAAUUGGCAUAGAACCUUUGCGUUGUGGUUCUUUAAACAUCGAAACUUCUCAAGGGUUUAGAAGAUUCCUCACACUUCUUUACAAAAAUGGUUCUUUAGGGAACCCAGAGUGAUUCCUCUGUCUCCCAGGAACUCUGUGGCACCUUUAUUUUUAAGGGUCAUAGUUUUUCUUUUUUAAUUUUAUGACUAAUUGUUAUAUUUUGUCUUGAUGUAAAUAAAUUAUUGUGAAAAUAUGAAGCCACAUUCCUUCUUUUCCUUCGUUUCUAGCUGGAUAUCCGAGCAUAUGCCUAGAUUUUCCCUUGUUUUUCCCCCAGCAUGUCGCCUGAUUGCUGUAGAGGAGGAUUGCGGAGGGUGAUGUGUAAUAAUCACAGGAACGGCAAAUACCUACAGGGUCAAAUCCAGCUGGAUUAUUUGAGGAACAGGCAGCAUGAUUUCCCACAUUGUGCAGUAAUUACAGUGUCGUACGCUGUGUGUGUGUGUGUGUGUGUGUGUUGGGGGAGCUUGCAGGGUGGGCCAGGGAUGGUGGUGCAAAAGAAGAAAAGAUGGAGAAAGGGAGAGAGAGCACUAACAGAUGGACUUAGGAGGGAUUACACAAAAAUCUGGGGUUGGACUGUGACUCCAGUUCUGAGAGAGAGAGAGAGAGAGAGAGAGAGAAAGGGAAAAGGAAAAGGAGGAGAUUGGUGCAGAGAUGGACAAAAACUCAGGAACGAGCUCACAGGGAGAGAGAGAGAGAGGAUAAGGAUGCUUAGCUGCAGGACAUGAGGGCCAUUUCUGCUCUUUCCCUGAAGACAAUGAACAGAAACACAGGAUGGACUGGGACGGGAGCCGAUCCGCCGCCUCACCUGCGCACCUGUGACUGAAGACUGAAGUUUACAGCGAUGUUGGACCACAUGCCUCGCCGCUCUCGCUCUCUUCUCUCUCUCUCUCUCACCUCCCUCGCCCUGGCUCUCUCCGUUCUGGCCUUCUGCACCUCCUACUGGUGUGAGGGAACUCACAAAGUGGUCAAACCGCUCUGCCUGUCGCCGGUCAAGAUGAAGAACUGUGGCCAGAACAACAGUGAGCCUUACACUACAGAAAGCCCCACCCCGGACCCCCGGGGGCCCUCCAAUAGAACCAUUUCGCCGAAGCGGAGGGAGGAACUGGCCAGGAUUCGUCAGAGGCAGUUGGCCAACGCUGUGCAUUACAUCUGGGAGACGGGAGAGGACAAGUACAUGUUCCGCUAUUUCCACACGGGCUUCUGGGAGUCGUGCGAGAAACACGCUGAUGGGGAGCGAUGUCGCAGCUUCCUCGACUUAACCCCCGGAGAAACGCAUGGUGUUCUCUGGUUGUCCAUGGUUUCUGAGUUCAUGUACAUCAGUUUGUUGGGGAUGGGCUUCCUGCUGAUGUGGCUGGAGGUUCUGUGCUCACAUAAAGAAAUGCAUGCGCUCAAAAUCAAUGCGUUCGCUGCCAUUUGCACUGUGCUGUCAGGCCUGAUGGGGAUGGUGGCCCACAUGAUGUACACGACAGUUUUCCAGCUGACGGUUAUCGUUGGACCCAAAGACUGGAGGCCGCAGAGCUGGGACUACGGCUGGUCAUUCGCGUUGGCGUGGGUGUCCUUUAGCUGCUGUAUGGGCGCCGCCGUCCUCACCCUCAACUCCUACACCAAAACCAUCAUCGAGCUGCGGCACAGGCAGAGGCUUCGGCUGGAGGAGUCCCGGGCUGCCAGUCGGGCCCCGGCCUACGAGGAGGUGGUCCCCGGGGCCGGAGGGGCAGGGCUGUACUCCGUCAGCAGCCUGCUGCACUGUCCCAACGGCAUGAUGGACACGAUGUGGGCGGACGGCAGCAUGGGAGUGGUGGGGGACGGCGACGUGCCCACCCUCGUGCUGGUGGGGGGAUGCGGGCCGGAGGGCUGCGAGGACUGCGAGAGAGAGAUGGACGAAAUGGACGAGGCCAUGGAGAGAGACAGGACAGACUCUCCUUGCUAAAGCCAUAGUUUGGACGGAAAUCAAGCGAGCACCGUUUCCCCCCCUUUAGCCAAAGUGAUCAGACAAGGCACACUAAAAAAUGAGAUAUACCUAAGAAAACAUCUUAAAUCUAGCCAGUAUUUCUCAUAUUCGUCAUUUGUUUUUAACAUUUAAGAUCCAAUAUUUAAGAUCUGAUAUUUCUCAAGUGUUUUUUUAAGAUGAUCACAAGAUUCUUCAACCCAUUUCCAGAUGUUUCGGUAUCUUUCUGUCUAGAAAUGUGUCUUAUUCCGGCGGCAGAUCUGCCAAUGAAUUAAGACAACUGCACUUGAUGAACGUAACAUAUUGACUAUAUUUAAGAUGUUUUCACUGGCCAAGAAAUUGUUUGCAGUGCCUGUUUGGUGUCUGAAGUUUAUUUGGUUUUAGCACUGGAGCUAAUGUAGCUAAGAAGUAAUGGACCACACCAACGAGCAUUGUCCCAACUCCAUGGACCUACGUCCCAGGGAUCUUUUUAGCCUGAGAAAAAAUGAAUUAAAAGAUUGAAUUAGGCUGUAAUUCAGCGAAAGAAUUAAACCUUUAGUUUCCAGUCUUACGAGUGUGAUUUAACUGUGAUUACCGCGGUGCUGUUUUCCGGCGGCUCACAGCGGCACUGGCUUCAGUCCGGCUUUAGAUAACGAGCCUUUCAACGUGGAAACUCCUUCAGCCUGGACUGAACUGGACAGAACUGAAGCGCUGCCCACUGUAAAUAUGAUGUUUAAACCAAAGAGGCCAAACAACUUGAAACUGUUGACUAGCGUGUAGUUUGAAUAGCAAGCAUGAAAACCCCAGCACAGACCAGUAAGAAGUCCAUGAUGGUCUCAGCUGACCUGUGCUGGUUUAUGCUUGUCACCCAGCUUGAUCCUUGGUUGACCAGCAUACCAGCAUCCAACACACAACAUAUGCUGGUUUAUGCUGGUCUAGAGCUGAUCUGGUGCUGGUUUAGCUGGUCACCCAACAUGGUCAUACUGGUUGACCAGCAUACCAGCAUCCAACACACAACAUAUGCUUGUUUUGCCACCUCUGCUGCUCUGUGCUGUUUUUGCAGCAGGGUGGCUACUUCUAGAUACUUUGUGAUGAUUUAGACAUGUACACAAUAAAGUUGUAGCUGAAGUUUUAA
Molecule: messenger RNA, 3332 nt
Organism: Pygocentrus nattereri (red-bellied piranha)
Lineage: Eukaryota; Metazoa; Chordata; Actinopteri; Characiformes; Serrasalmidae
Product: germ cell-specific gene 1-like protein
Exons: 7
Coding region: 1115-2200 (361 amino acids)
Cellular component (GO): plasma membrane
Source: RefSeq, a predicted model, not a curated record